AUGAAGCCAGUGGCCCGUGACCCCUGCGCACUCAACACUAUGUGGGAGUCAAUCAGGAAGUCGGACAACGAACCAUUCGUCUGUGAUCUAGGGUUGGGACAUGGAGUCACUCAUUCGAAGUAUACAUCAUCGGGAAAGCGAAAUGUAAUACCGAAGUGGGCCCCUCCUGAGUCGUUCGGCCCAGGCUACGUGGCGACCUAUGAAGGAGACGUAUGGUCUCUGGCCUGCGUUCUUCUGGAACUGUUCACUGGGUAUCGUCUUUGGCAAAACAUCGUGGGUAACAAGCUUGGUCAGGUGCUCUCAAUGAAUGAAGUCCUGGCACGGUUUUUCCAUGGCAAUGUCACACCCAACAUCCUCUCCCUUGUUGACAUCGCAGCCGUCCGUAAUGCUCUCCAAAGUUGCUUCACCAAAGAAAAAGAGAAGCGGCCAUCUGCUAAGGACCUCACUGAGAUUUUUGAAGGGGCCUUGUUGUCGGUCAACGAGUAG
This is a messenger RNA of Strongylocentrotus purpuratus (purple sea urchin), 486 nucleotides long. Its product is annotated as serine/threonine-protein kinase BCK1/SLK1/SSP31-like. The transcript has 2 exons. Bases 1 to 486 code for a protein of 161 amino acids. The record is from RefSeq and is a predicted model, not a curated record. Gene Ontology annotation, biological process: protein phosphorylation. Gene Ontology annotation, molecular function: protein serine/threonine kinase activity; ATP binding. Gene Ontology annotation, cellular component: cytoplasm. NCBI's taxonomy places the organism in Eukaryota, Metazoa, Echinodermata, Echinoidea, Camarodonta, Strongylocentrotidae.